This is a messenger RNA of Caenorhabditis sp. 36 PRJEB53466, 2791 nucleotides long. Lineage: Eukaryota; Metazoa; Nematoda; Chromadorea; Rhabditida; Rhabditidae. The record is from the annotation of a GenBank genome assembly.
AUGAGCUAUAUGGACCAGGUAAUAUUUUCAAAAUCGAUUUUUUCGCUCACUGUAGUCCGUCCAUACCGUAUAUUCUAGGCUCGAAACUUCUAGCAAGCUCCAUUUAUUUUGUGUUCACUGUCAUCUCUCAGAAAAGUCGAAGAUAUUGUGUUUCAAUACGAAUUUUGUUCGCUUCAUGAUGCCUUUGUUCGCUAUUGCUUCCAUGGUCAUUGUCGCACUUAAUCGGAGUCAUACUGCCUAUUCUAUACCUCUUUUUUGAACUGACACCACUUUUGCAUCCGUUGAUGUAAACCCCAGAGAAUAUGACAUCGGCUUCAAAGAUCCGUUUUCAGCGCGUAUCUUCAUCGACGCACCCAUCGUCGAAGAGGGACUACGAAGGAUUCUCUGACGAAUCUGAUCAAUGUAAGCAAUUUUGUGUUAAUUUAUAGAAUGUUCAUGUUAGUAUUCUGAGCGCAGAGUGCGUGUAGAGGUCUUUUUCCAAGUGCUAAUUUGCCUCGUAUUUCAGACGACGAGGCACCGCCAAAACGCUCCAGAGAUCCAUCUCUUCACGAGAGUCAUAGUCCUCCACACGAUCGUUUUCAAAUGGACAACUAUCCGAUUCAUGCUGGCAAGGUGUACUUCCCGAUUCCGGAAAAUUGUGUUGGACUUGGUGAGUGUGCUUGCUUGUUGAUGGGCGCGUACUUUUGUAUUUCAGUCAUUGGUCGUAAUGGUUGCGAGAUUCACGCCAUAUCACAAGAGUCUGGAUGUCGUGUGCAAGUGCUGACUGAGAAGACACCAAGUGGCUUCCGUAUGGUUGAAAUUGAUGGUACCGUGGAGAACAUCGACCGCGCCAAGGUGUUAAUUAAUGAAGUGAUUAACAAGAGCGGGCAUCGGCAACCACAUGGUCAGCGGAAUCAGCAUCCGUACCACAUGAUGGCAGACAAUCAACAAUCCCAUCAACAACCAUCCUAUCAACAGGUUCCUCAACAUCAUCAACAACAACAUCAACGGAACAACCCGCAUUUCCAGUCAAACGCGCAGAAUAGGGUGACCGUCGAUAUUCCGAUUCCCGCAGAAAAGUGUGGAUCCAUCAUUGGUAAAAAUGGUGAAAACAUGAAAAGACUGAGAGUGAGUGCAGUUGAACAUUCGUGAAUUUUCUCACUCGGUGUGUUUCAGGCGACGUCCAACUGUCAUAUUCAGUUGAUUCAAGAGAACAGCAUUGCAAACACAACAAAGCCGCUGAGAAUUAUAGGAGAUCCGAAGCAAGUGGAGCAAGCGAGACAGAUGGUGCUCACCAUUCUUAAUAAUACUGAAGAUUACGCCGGAGGGGCGCAGCUUGCUGGCAACGGCGCUAAUACUACAAUAAACCUGCACGUCAAGGUUCCUCGAUCUUCCGUUGGAGCCAUCAUGGGCGUGCAAGGAAAAAACAUUAGGAAGUUAUCGGAGGAGUCUGGCACAAAAAUUCAAUUCUUGCUGGAUAACGAUCCACUACUAAUGGAGAGAACUAUAGCUAUUGUCGGACAUCGCAACAAGGUGUAUGUUGCGGCUCAACUCAUCAAGGAUAUUGUGGAAACAAACAACGAUCAUGAUCCGGCUUCUCAGAUUUCGGUUGGUUCAAUUCUCGACCUGCAGUGACAUCAGUCACCGUCCGACUUUCAGCUCUUCUACAUGUCCAUUCCGGCUUCAAAAUGCGGUCUCGUGAUUGGAAAAGGAGGCGAGACGAUCAAGCAGAUCAACACUGAGUCAGGCGCUCAUUGUGAGCUGUCGCGAGAGCACAGUAUUAAUGUCUCAGAGAAGACGUUUGUGAUUAGAGGCACUGAGUACCAAGUGGAGCAUGCUAAGCAUCUUAUUUGCCAAAAAGUUGGGGACAUUCCCCCGGGCACUCCGUUCAAUCCCUACGGAAUUCAACAGCAACAGCAGCAUCAACCUCAACAGCAGUAUGCUCCUCAACAGAACAUGCACAUGUGGGAUGGUUAGUUCAUUCGAAAUCCGCUGAUUUAGUACAAACAUAUCUGUUUCAGGUGCUCAACUUGUUCAAGGACAACAACCACAAAUGCAACAUCAAGCACUUCUUCCACCCCAUGUUCAACGCCAAAAUCAACCCGGUUACCAGCCGCAGCAAUCGAGUGAUUGGCAAUCUCGGGCUAGGCAGGCAUUGUCUCAGUACACGCCUGCUCAAAUGCCGGUCGUCCAGCAACUCUAUCAGCAACAGCAGAUGCAGGCACACCAGCAGCUGCAAGCCCAGCAGGUCCAGCAGCAGCAACAGCCGCAACCAGUGCAACCGGCGCCCGGGCCGUCUCUCUAUGCUCAACAAUAUCCAGCUAAAGCUCGCACGCCGCAUCCGCCAGCUCCGGUCACUCAUUCUGCGACGUCACAGCCGCAGAUGGCGGCUCAAACACCGGCAUCGGCUCAAGCUCCGGUCGCCCAGACAACGCAACAAGCCGCCGACUCGACGCAGCACGCCGGAGCCAGCGAUGCCGACUACUCUGAGCAAUGGCUGCAAUACUACAUGUGAGUUGAAUGCGCUUUGUGUCGUGUCGUGUUGAGUCGAGUUUGUCAAGUAUUGUGGUGGUUUCAGUAAAAUGGGCGACACCGAGAAUGAGAAUGCGGUGCGCGCGAGAAUCGCUCAGAUUCAAGAGGAGAAGUCGCGCAAGCAGCAAGCGGACGGCCAACGCGGACAAAGUGCGGCUGCUGAUGAUUUCGAUUCUCGGCUAGGCGCCGCUCAACGCCAACAACAGUAUUAGGGAUUUGACAGAACGGUUUGGAUCUGGAUCUCCACGCAGAAGAAGAGAAUGUGAUCGUUUGCAGGUGA